AUGGGAAUUCAAUACCUCACCAAACACCUCCUCCCAUAUGCCGAGAACGUCCAACUGGAUGGGCAGCCAGACUCAGAUCUCGCGCGCGUACGAGGAGUCGUCAUCGACGGCCCAAGUCUAGUAUACCAUGUCCACCACCGCCUCCUCUCAUGGAUAGACCCAAGCUGCGACAUCCUCGACGUACAACCAAGCUGCGAUGAGAUCAGUCGCGGGGUAUGCAGCUACCUCCUCCAAUUGAGAAAACUAGGCGUUGAAAUCCACAAAAUAUGCUUCGACGGCGCCCUCCCAAUCACAAAACGCGAGACGCGCGUAGGAAGAAUUGAAAAAUCCCGCAAAAGACUUGAGCUCGCGCGGCGAGACCUGCCCCUCCACUCCGCACCCAAAUCCCGCUCUCUCAUCUCCCCCAAGCAAGGCCAAGUCUGGUGCAGUCGCGGCCUACCCGGCCGACGGAAGAACCUCCCUGAGAACCCAUUUAUGGUCUCGGUCGUAUACGAAGACCUCAAAAACCGGUGGAACAAAGAGCAGAUAUCCAAAGAAAUCGACGAAGACGUCACCUCUCUUGUCGGUCAUGAAGAAUAUCCCUGGGCAGGGAUUACAGUCAUGGUUCCCGGCGAAGCAGACGUGGAGUGUGCGCGUGUCGCGAAAGCGACGGGGUCAGCUGUUUUAACUGGUGAUUCGGAUCUUAUGUUACACGACCUCGGACCUGAGGGCGCGGUUGUUUUCCUUGAUUCUGUGCAGACGCCUUCUGGGGUGUGGGAUCCUGCUGAGCCUGAUAUACGUGGGUUGAGGAUUUGUCCGCAUACACUUGCGCGUCGGUUGGGUGUUGCUAGUAUUAGGCGGUUUGCGUUUCGGUUGACGAGGAAUCCUCAUUUGAGGUUUGCGCAGAUUGUUCAGGGUGCUAAGGAUGAUGGGGGUGUGACGGAGCUUUCGGGUGCAUAUCGUGAGUUUCUAAGGGAAUAUGAAGAUGAGGGUACACAUUCGCAGCCCUCUGCUGAGACGGGGGUGUUGGUUCAGGAUUUGGAUCCCAGGGUUUCGGAGUUGUUCUGGCAGUAUCAACUUCCUGAUACAUAUUGCUGGGAGGAAAUUCCGCAUGUUUAUCUUGGGAUUUUGAGUGAGGAUCAUGCUAGGCAGUGUGCUUGGAGGCAUGGCCGGGAUUAUCGUGCUCUUGGGUAUUCAUUCUUCAAUCUUUCUCGGGCUGCUGAUAACCGGUACUCGGUUGUGCGUGAGUACGUUCGCCGAGGUGGGAGAAUUGUCGCCGAUGAGGUAGCACUCAGCGAGGAAAAGUACGUGAACUCGAACCUAGGGUUACUUCGCAGUCGACUUGAAUCUGCACGGGAUACCUUCGGGCAUAGUCUGGCUGCGGAGAGGUUCUGGUUCUUGUUCGCUCUUUCUGAGGUAUACCGCGAUGCGAGCGCGACCCCAAGUGGAAAGCAAAUAGAAAAGUUCCUUGCAAAGGGAUACAUGGGUCAAAGAACUGAUUGGGUGGAUAUUCAGCUCCUCGGUCAGAUCCAGGCUACGUUGUAUUCUCUACGGAUCCUGAAGCAGCUUCUUGAUAUCGCUGCUCCUGAUGAUGACUCGGUUGAAUCCAAGUCACUACUUGCGGAAUUGCCGCCGCUAUACAUCAUGAUGUCGCGGCGGCGGAUGAUCGAGAGUUUUGCUGACAAUCGGGUCGUUAAGGAUGCGUUGUAG
This is a messenger RNA of Penicillium arizonense, 1689 nucleotides long. RefSeq lists its product as uncharacterized. NCBI's taxonomy places the organism in Eukaryota, Fungi, Ascomycota, Eurotiomycetes, Eurotiales, Aspergillaceae. The record is from RefSeq and is a predicted model, not a curated record. The transcript is spliced from 3 exons. The coding region runs from base 1 to 1689 and encodes 562 amino acids.